Zea mays is the source of this 782-nucleotide messenger RNA. RefSeq lists its product as uncharacterized. Bases 295 to 672 code for a protein of 125 amino acids. The record is from RefSeq and is a predicted model, not a curated record. NCBI's taxonomy places the organism in Eukaryota, Viridiplantae, Streptophyta, Magnoliopsida, Poales, Poaceae. The transcript has 3 exons.
UGGCGGCGCCUGCGGGCGGCGGGUGGGGAGUUUCGGCGAACGGGUGGUGGGCGGUGGAGAGUGGGUGUGGUUUGCCUUUGGCCGUCGCGCGCGCGGGGCAAGGCAGAGGCAGAGGCAGCCGCCGCAGUGGCAUCUAGAGACGAGGCGCCCUAUUGGUGGCUGGACAGUGGACUACUGGACUCCACGACCAACUCCUCCCAACUCAAACGACACGGAGGGAGAGCUCUACUCCUAAUAAUUCCACGGGCCGCUUCCUCCUCCUGCCGGCCGCUCCGUCUAUUGGUGACCUCGCCCAUGGCGUGUGGGUGGCUUCAUCCUGUCCCUGCAGGGGCCGCCACGGUCGCCGCCCUGUGGCCGUGCUUCCUUUCCCCGGUUCGUCAGAGCUUCACCAAGGAGCUAAACCAAUUCCAACGUUGGAAGCUACCUUUGAACGCUGCCAAGUCGCAGAGGGAGUCAUGGAACCUUGCUGAUCGCUCAAGUUCAGGAUCUUCUGAAGGAGUUGCUGCUGCUAGCAGACCCGCAGACGCUCCCACUGCUCAGAGUGCUCUGCCCAUGACACGUAGCGUGGAUGCGGUCCCAGGUGCGCCUAUUGUUAUUUCUGGAUACUGGACUGGCCCCGGUGUAGAUGAUGGCUGUGGUAGUGUUGAGGCCGUGCUCCAGAGGAUUGCAUAAUGUUUUCGCUUGCGGUUAACUAGGGCAAUUGUAACCUGUGUCAAAGCAACAACUGGACCAUAUAAGGUUAUAUUUUUCUUUAUUCAGAGCUCUAUUUUCCCUUGGGGUUA